CCUGAAAUUAUUUAGACUUCAUAAUGCAUCUUUGUCGAAGAACCCUUUAAUAUGAGUUCUGAUAAUUCAGUUGGCAGUCUCACAGCCUACGCUGUAUGAUAACAUGUUACAAUCACAACUGUUCACCACUCGCGAGCAACACGAAGCUCGGAAUGGUAGAGUCCCUAUAUAAUUGUGUGAUGCGCGUGUGACGUUAGAAGUUAUGGUAAUUUAUGCUCGGAACCGAUCCAUUUCCAAUACUACCAGUAUAUGUUACACUGACUUGGCCACGAGAAGUCACGCUUUCCGUGACGCAGGACACAGUUAAGUUCGAAGUUCAAUUUAUUCAAUCUUAAGUGUAAUCAUGCAUAUACUUCCUUGGUGGAGAAAAAAAACAAACAAGUAUAAGCCGGAAUUCCCUUGGCUGAGUCGCCGCAACCAGCGCCUCGCAAAAUCAGUCAAUUCACCUCUGACUCAGACGUAUUCAGACGACAGAGACAAAGAGCUGAUAGAGUCCAUGGCGCCUUGCAAUAUUGAAGAGAACGGGACCCGCAGCAGCUGCGACCGCCGACUGCCGACAUUGUCUGCAGCCAUAGCGACUGCAGCAACGCUAUCGGAAAAUGGUGAAACUGAUUCUUCUGUCGGCGACCAGUCGAGUGUGACACAGCUUACAGAUAACAACUCGGUGACCACCGAGAUUUCAUCACCGAAUGCUUUGGGAGAUAAGAUUGACAACGGAGAGUUACGUGACCUUGUGGACCGGCGACCGCGCAGCCGGUCGUACGGCGUACCAGACGGGCUGGUGAUGGACCCCCUGACGCCCUCUGCGCUGGCGGUCUCCAACGAGUUCAUGGAGCGUAUAGGAAGCGGCCUCACGCUGUUGAGGGACCACGGAAAGAAAGUUCAAAAGUAUGUUCUGAAAAACAGAAAGUUCGAUAUUUUGAAAAAGUCAUGGAAUUCAGUGAUGCAUGUGGUACUCAUCGAGGCAAAAGAUUUACCAGAAGUUCCAGCGAACGGGUCAAAUGGAUUGUAUUGCAAAUUCAAAAUAGGAAGCGAGUCUCAUAAAUCUAAGUUGGUGCCGGCGAGAACGAAGCCAACUUGGUGUGAAAGAUUCAAUAUAUACCUAUAUGACUCCAAAUACUUAGAAGCUUUAGUAUGGCACAAAGGAAAACAGAAAAACUUUAUGGGCAGGUGUUUGAUAGAUAUUUCGAAACUGGAACGAGAGAAAACUCACGACAUCUGGCAAGAGUUAGAGUGUGGCUUCGGCAGCAUCCACCUGCUGGUCACCAUCAGCGGCUCCGCCCGGCGAACUGACCACAUCCCUACUACCAAUGGUGUCCACCACAAUCCAUUACAACAUGAAGAUUUUCCUUGGUACCGAUUCGACAACUGGAGCCAAGUGGGGCAGCUGUCAGUCACUGUCCACAGCGCCAAAGGUCUAUCAGCCUUCGGGAUCAGCGGCAAGACAGAUGCCUACUGUGUCCUGGAGCUGGACAACUCCAGGGUGCAGACACACACCGUCCGGGGCACUUCGGACCCACGCUGGGGUAAAACUUAUUAUUUCACAGUAAACGACAUCACGUCAACAUUGGACAUCACGGUAUACGACGAGUCCCUGAUCGCCUCGAAGCGAGCGGAGACGCUCGGCGCGCUGUCAAUCCCACUUCUGAGGAUCACCAAUGACGAGGUGAAAUGGUUCGCGUUGAAAGACCGCUCCAAAAAGACCAGCGCCAAAGGGAACUGUCCAAGAAUUCUUUUACAAUUGUCUGUCGUCUGGAAUCCUAUAAAGGCUUCAAUGAGAGUGUUGAGCCCAAAAGAGAAGAAUUACAUGCAAAAGCCAGCUAAAUUCAACAUUCCCUUAAUAUAUAGCAACUUGAAGUUCAUCAAAGAUGUCUUCAACGCAGCUUUUGUUGGAAAUGAACAUUUCAAACGAGUUUUGGAAUGGGAAAACAGGCAGAGGUCAGCCGUGGCAUUGGCGCUGUGGUUAGUUUUCUGGUACUUCUUCAGACUCUGGAUGGCUCCACUUCUCUUGGUACUACCUUUCUUGUACCACUGGGCAGGACAACAAUAUUAUGCAAAAAAUAAUGUUAUCGUCCCUACUAGUAUAUACAAGACCGAUGUUGAUGUGUCUGAUGAAGAACUGGAAACACCAAAGGAUGAAAACUCAAUAAAAAUGAGAUUGUAUGGCCUUCAAGAUCUGACGUUCACUAUCAAGAAUGGCAUCGAUUAUAUAGUAUCUUUAUUGGAAAGGAUUAAUAACCUGACCAAUUUUACUGUCCCGUACUUAAGUUACUUGGCGAUAGGUGUGCUGCUGAUAGCAUCCUUUGCUUUGUCUUUCAUUCCUGUCAAUUACCUAUUCAUGGCAUUCGGAAUUUACAAGUUCGCUCGCAAGAUUGUCAACCCAAAUCGUGUUCCUAACAACGACAUCUUGGACUUUCUGUCCAGGGUUCCUGAUAACGAGAUCUUGCAGUGGCGGGAACUGAAGGUUCCUGAACCAAAUUUGAGCAGAGCAGGUUCAACGAAAAGGAGAGAAAUUAACGGAGAGUUGACGUUAAAUACACUUCAAAUAGAACUCUAAUAACGACUGAAUUUCCUUUCUUAUUUAGUUAUCUGUUUGAAACUGUAAUAUAAACUUGUGUGUUGUAAACUCUAUCUCGAUAGUUUCGAUAUAAUUUGUAGAGUAGACACAACAACUUAACAUAGAGUACCUACCUAAUUACAGCGAAUUAUGAUGGAAGAUAAUCAAUCACAUUUCAUUAUAAUAUAUGGAAUUGUAUGGGAUUUAAUGCACACAAAUGAUAAUUAAUCAUAAUAAAUAUACAUUUUAAUAUGACGUUUAUACUUGUCAGUGGUGCCAUAAAUUAUUAUUUAUUGUUUUUAGCAAAUUUUGUUCGAUUUGUCAUGAGUGUUUGUAUAAGUACUUAGUAAUUAAAAGCAAGUUUUAUGUAGGUAAGUAUAUAUUUGGUUUAAAGUAAAUUUUCUAGUUCCUAACAAAGGUUAAAUGUACGUCUGUGAUUUUAUGUGGUCUGAGUACAAUAUAUUUGUUAAGUAUGCCUAUCGUGGUUAGACAAUAUAUUUUGUAUUAAAUUAAAGCUUACACUGAAUAAACAAAGCAUAAGUAUACCGAUGUUAAGAAUAGUUCAUAUAUUUUCGAAAAUGAGAUUGAAACAAGUAAGAAACACGUGAUGAAUAGUCACUUUAUUAAUCUUUUUCUAGAAAAUAGUACUUUAUUUAUAUUUUUAAGUAACGUGAAUCUAGUGCAGACCCAACGCGUAAUACCUAUAUUAUUCCGUAAAUAGCAGUGCGAUGUACGGAAUAAUAACGUACGUGUACGCAACGCAGUCAGUCGCAAACCCAUACAGUAGACGCAGUCCUCUUUACGUAUUACGCAUUCGGUCUGUAUCCUUUAUACCAUGGAUCGUAAAACAACACGAUCUGCCAAGCUCGUGAAUUCGAGCAUCCGAUUCUCUUGCAAUGGAAGUUCAUUUGUCAACUGUUUUCUCAAAUUUUUGAAAAGAUCACAGGAAAACACAAUCGAAUGCAUCGAUUAAUCAUAAAAAAGACUAAAUAAACUUCGAUUGCAUGAGAUUUAGACCCCAGAUCUGUUGGCAUGUGUGAUAUUAGUUAUUUGUAUGAUGUUUAUUCUUCUUACAUCUCCGUAAAUUGUACGUGAGGUAGUAAUUGUAAAGUAAUAACUGAUAACAAUUGUCUCGUGCUGGAGUUACUAAUAUUUCAAACUUUGUAAUUUAUAUUUAUCUAUACAUUUAAUCACUACAUGAGGUCCUGGCAACAUAUGGUUGUGAAUUAGUAAUAAAAUAAUAAAACCGUAUUAACAUUUU
Plodia interpunctella (Indianmeal moth) is the source of this 3818-nucleotide messenger RNA. RefSeq names its product multiple C2 and transmembrane domain-containing protein-like. The coding region runs from base 344 to 2557 and encodes 737 amino acids. Gene Ontology annotation, molecular function: calcium ion binding. The record is from RefSeq and is a predicted model, not a curated record. Gene Ontology annotation, biological process: regulation of neurotransmitter secretion. Gene Ontology annotation, cellular component: synaptic vesicle membrane. The transcript has 15 exons. Lineage: Eukaryota; Metazoa; Arthropoda; Insecta; Lepidoptera; Pyralidae.